Molecule: messenger RNA, 3220 nt
Organism: Manis javanica (Malayan pangolin)
Lineage: Eukaryota; Metazoa; Chordata; Mammalia; Pholidota; Manidae
Source: RefSeq, a predicted model, not a curated record
CUCCGACCAGGCAGUGACCCGACAGUCUCUUUACUCCCAUAAAUUCUCGGGGUUCCCAGAGUUGUAGGGCGUGGCCAUCAGCGACCCUCAUUUCCUGGACUUCCCGGGCGAAACUUGCUAUGCCUCCUUUUGGGAACUCCCAGGCGACUCGGGUCCAGGAGAGUAAGGAGAUCCUUCUGGAGACCCAAGAUGGAGAUGAGAGCUCUUUCAGAGUUAAGAAAUGGCUCUAGAACGGAUGAGAAUGAACCGGACCAGGAUCUAGGGGCAGGUGGUUUCCUGGUCUAGUGCUGCAGUCCCGAACAGCAAGGUGAUUUUUGAGCUGCUGUGCCUUGUGGUGAAAUCAUGUUCAGCUCCGCCUUCAAAGCUGAUCGCCUUCAGGUCAACUUGCAACUGGUUGUCAAUCGCCUAAAACUCCUGGAAAAAAAGAAAACUGAGCAGGUGCAGAAAGCAAGAAAGGAGGUUGCUGACCAUUUGGCUGCUGGGAAAGAUGAACGGGCUCGGAUCCGAGCGGAGCAUAUUAUCCGAGAAGACUACCUCGUGGAGGCCAUGGAGAUCCUGGAGCUGUACUGUGACCUGCUGCUGGCCCGGUUUAGCUUGAUCCAGGCCACAAAAAAAUUGGAUUCCUGUCUGGCUGAAUCUGUAUCUACAUUGAUCUGGGCAGCUCCUCGCCUCCAGUCAGAGGUGCCUGAGUUGAAAAUAGUCUCUAAUCAGCUGUGUGCAAAGUACAGUCAAGAAUAUGGUCAACUGUGCCGAACCAAUGAGAUUGGAACUGUCAGCUCUCAGCUAAUGUGUAAAUUAAAUGUGAGCACUCUAUCCCAGGUUUUAGUGGAACAGUACCUGAUAGAAAUAGCUAAGAACUACAGUGUGCCAUAUAAGUCCAAGACAACCUUGAUGGAUGAAGCCCGAUCAGACCUGGUCGGUGUUGGACUUGCUGAGGAUGUCAAGAAAGGUACCCUUGGCAGAAGAAGUGGAACUGUAGUAGGACCUGGUGAACCGCCUGAGGCAUGGCCUGUACCUGCACCAGGGCCCUUACCUGUGCCAUCCCCAGCCCCUUGUUUCUCAUCCCUUCCUCCUGAAAGUCAGAACGAUUCCUAUAAGAAGAAUGAUUUGCUUCCUUCACCAAUUCCUAGAUUAAAAAAAUGAAUUUUCCUCGGUGCAAUUAUAAUUAUCUCAGGGUAGGGACAGUCUCUUUUGAAAUGUCUGUUACAGUGUGUGAGACUGAAUAAAGGAAAACUCACUAAAAUGGAGCCAGAAAGUCAGAAGGGGAGCUCUCAUGCCCUGUCACUCAUCACCAACUGCAGACCAAACUGGAAGAGAUGUACGUUGCCUUCCCAACAGGAGAAAAACCUGUGCUUCACUAUCCAAAGGGAAGGAGGAAGAUUUUCUCCUAGCCUUGCAACAGUCCAGCCAAUGAGAGACUGUCUCAAUGCAGCCAAUGAAAAGCCACUACACUAUGAACUCCAAGUUCAUUCCAAUGAACUUUUCGUUUAUAAUACCCCCUUCCUUUUUCCCCAGUAAGAGCAAUCCUCUCCUUUGUUCUCUGGUUUUGCUGUAGUUUGCUUGUCCUCAAUUGCAAUUCUUAGCUGUUUCUGAAUAAGCCCAUUUUUGCUGAUAAAAUAAUAAUUAUUUUUUUAAGCUUUAAUUUUUAAAGUUAACAGCAAAUUCUGUGCACCUAGAGCACGCAAUGUAGUGAGGUGGAAAGACUCGAGCAGCAUGUUCAUCACAUGAUUAUUAUAUGGGCUACAAAAUACACAGGUAGCCCCACUUUUCAAAGGUUCAGGUUACAACCACUUUGCUUUUACAAAGACAUAAAUACCUAUUUUUGCUAACUGAAAGAAAUACAAAGAGGAUUUUCACUUUUAUGGAAAAUGGUGAAAAGUGAAAAUGGCAUUCAGCAUUUGUUUUGCCCCAGGCAUUUCUAGAGGCAGUGCACACCGCCAGCAGUCAGAGUAGCAUCACCAAGCCCCUUCCCCAUACUAAGUUCAGAAUCUCAGGAUCAAGCCACCAGAGCUUUGAACUGUGUCUGUGAGCAUCUGUGCAUUGUCUUGCUUUAUUAUAGGUAUCCACUGGCAAGAUGUGUUCUAAGGUAUCAGAAAAUCCUGAGAUUAUCUUUUUGGCCUGGGAAUGCUCAAAAGUUUUCUGUAUAAAUUAGUGUUAACUAGUUCUUACAUUAUGCCAUUUUGGUUUAUGAAAGAUUUCAUACAAACACUCUGUUUUCAGAUAUUGGGGGAGACCUGCAUUCAAUGUUGGAAGAUCUAGAUUUGAGUCUGGUCUCUGCUGUAUGAAGAUGUGGCAAAUCAUUUAGUCUCUCUGAGCUUAUGUUUCCUCAUCUCUAAAAUAGGAAUGAUAAUACUUGACCUGAAGAGCUAAUAUUUAUCAAGCUCUUACUGUGUGCCAGCUGCCGUUCUAAGAACUUUAGAACUACUGUAUCAGCUCAUUUGAUAAUCACACAGACUUAAGAUGCCAAUGCUACUAUUAACUCCAUUUUAUAGAUAGGUACACUGAAGUUCAGAAACGCUCAGAGAUGUUAAUUAACUUGUGGCAGGUCACACAAUAAAAAGGAAGACCAGCAUUUUAAACCCAGGCAGUCUAGCAACAGGAACUUUUAACUAUUAUGCUAUAAUGUCUGCAUGGUUUAUAAGUUCAUGGUGGGUGAAGAACCAAUGAGUCAAUGUAUAUGAAAACACUUUUCAAACUGAAAGACACAAUGCACUGCUGUUACUUGUAGUGAGCAAUCAGUAAACGCUUUAGUAGAAUUGUGUGUGGCACAAAGUUUUUAUACUUACACUCUCAUGACGCUUGAUACUUCUCAAAAUGGUUUCACACAUUUAAGCGCUCUGGAUAAUAAGCCACUUUGAAUCCAUGUGGGAACAAGGCUAGUCAUAAAUAAAUAUUGGACAUCUGAAGCAACAGGCCCAGUGAUGUUAUCUUGUUCAGGGCAGAAAAUGAUUUAAACCCAGCCAGGACUGGCCUGGUAUCUGAGUGGUCUGACUCCUGGCCCAGCCUCUUCGGUUUUGUUUAUUUUUCUUGUUGUUACUAUUUGUUAAAUCAAAACAUACAAAUUAUUAAUCAUAAACAAAAUAAAAAUAAUGAUCUUUUCUCCAAGCUAUUUUCUCUUCCUAGAAGCUUGUCUAAUCCUUUCAGGCUCUUGCUAUUUCAAAAACAAAAAUCUCCUUUAGCCUUUGGAUCCAUUAAAAUACAUUAUCUUAUAAGGACUAUA